AUGUGGCCCCCGGGCCCCGCUGCCGGACUCCGAGCCCUGCUGCCUUCGCGCGCCUUCCUCCGCUCGCGCAAAGCCUGCCUCCUACUGGCCGAGUCAGGUCUCUCCUUCAUCACCUUUGUCUGCUAUGUAGCAUCUUCAGCUCCCGCCUUCCUCAUGGCGCCCCUGCUGGAGUUCCUGCUGGCCAUAUUCUUCCUCUUCGCUGAUGCCAAGCAGCUGAAUGACAAGUGGCAAGGCUUGUGUUGGCCCAUGAUGGACUUCCUGCGCUGUGUUACAGCGGCCCUCAUCUACUUCAUCAUCUCCAUCACUGCUGUCACCAAGUACUCUGACGGGGCCUCCAAGGCAGCCGGGGUGUUUGGCUUCUUUGCCACUAUCGUGUUUGCAAUUGGCUUCUACUUGAUCUUUAAUGAGGUCGCCACAUUCCUCAAACAAGGAGACUCCAUGGAUGAGACCCAGACAGGGACCAGAUGCUCCCACCCAACGUGGCCGGAAGAUAGUGACAAAGGAGGAGAAGAGAAUUCGGGUUCUGACUCCGACUGA
This is a messenger RNA of Chrysochloris asiatica (Cape golden mole), 537 nucleotides long. Its product is annotated as CKLF-like MARVEL transmembrane domain-containing protein 3-like. The record is from RefSeq and is a predicted model, not a curated record. The coding region runs from base 1 to 537 and encodes 178 amino acids. NCBI's taxonomy places the organism in Eukaryota, Metazoa, Chordata, Mammalia, Afrosoricida, Chrysochloridae. Gene Ontology annotation, cellular component: membrane. The transcript has a single exon.